AUGUCCAAGUCGGAUACCUCCUAUGUGGAGGCCGAGAUGGGCAAGAGCGGAGACCAAGAACAUGUCGAGGAGAUUGCCCUGGCGCGGGUGACAGAGGAGGACCUAUGGAAGCUGUCUCAGGAUUCUCUGACCCUCAAGUCGUGGACCGGCUUCCGUCUGUUCCUCAUCAUGUUUGUCCAUGGCUGUAACCAAGCUGGAUUUGGAAUCGACUGGGGUGUCAUCAGUGGUAUUAAUGCUAUGCAAAGAUGGCACGACUACUUUGGUUUCGAGAACAGUGGUGGCACAUAUGGGUUGAUUAACGCCCUGAUGCAGAUCGGUACUGUCUGCGGAGCACCUUUCAUGGGUUUGGCGGACGUGUUUGGUCGUCGUGCAAUCAAUUUUGCCGGCAACGCCAUUGUCAUCGUCGGAGCUCUCCUGCAAGGCCUCGCUGUAAACCUGCCGAUGUUCAUGGCCGGUCGAUUCUUCUUGGGUUUUGGCUCUGCGCUCAUGUCAAGCUCUCAGUAUAUUGGUGAGAUCUCGCCUCUCCAUCUGCGUGGUCUCAUGGUCGGCUUCUUUGGCGCAUGCUUCCAAGUUGGUAGUCUUGCUAUGCUUGGUGCCAUGAUCGGACUCACCGAGUUGCCUGGCAAUAACGCAUGGCGUAUUCCUCUCAUUCUGGAAUGUUUAUUCCCCGCUAUUGUCUGUACAGGCAUCUACCUUCUGACCCCGGAGUCACCUCGUUAUUAUGUCUUGAAGGGCAAUCGCCAAAAGGCCAAGGAAGUCGUCGCCAAGUACCACACUACUAGCACCGACAUCAAUGAGCCCCUAGUCGAAAUUGUUGUGAAACAGAUUGAAGAAUCUCUCGAGGCCGAUACGACGGGCUACAGAUCCUCCUGGGACUAUCGGGUCUUCUUCACCAAGGUAGCCCGUUACCGUUUGCUGGUGUUAAUUUUGUACUCGCUCUUCCAGCAAUGGAAUGGAGGUGGUAUUAUCACGUACUAUAUGGCUCCUUCGCUGCAGCAGCUUGGCGUUACAGAUGAGAAGAGCAUUCUCGGUGUCAACAUUGGCACCACCGCAGUCUAUUUCGUCUUUACGGCCGUUGGCGCGAUGAUAGUCGACAGGUUCCGCAGACGAACCUUGAUCUUUAUCGGUCUUAUCAGCAUGAUUAUCUUCCAAACGGCUACCACAAUCACAGCAUGGCAGUACACUGUCCAUGCUACCCCUGGGAGCGGCGGCACUUUCUCGGCGACAUUUGUUGCAACCAUGCACAACCUGUAUCCGAUUGAAAUCCUCUCUCUACCACUCCGUGCCAAGGGAAUGGGUCUUUACGGUCUUAUCCAAGGUGCCGCGGGAGCCGUGCAAUCUUAUGGAAUUGGUGUCGGUAUUCAAAAGGUCGGGUAUAAGAUCUGGGUCGUGUACAUUGUGUACAACUCUAUCCAACUCCUCCUGUCGUACUUGUUCUUCCCGGAGACGAGUUCCCUGUCUCUAGAGGAGAUUAAUACCGUGUUUGAGACCCCGGGAGUUCACCCGGUGAAGAUGUCGUUGAAUAUUGAGAAGGCCAAGAAAGAGAGAGCAGCGGCCCGGGACGAGGAGGGGAAUGUUGAUCAAUAA
Molecule: messenger RNA, 1587 nt
Organism: Penicillium coprophilum
Lineage: Eukaryota; Fungi; Ascomycota; Eurotiomycetes; Eurotiales; Aspergillaceae
Product: putative MFS sugar transporter protein
Exons: 3
Coding region: 1-1587 (528 amino acids)
Biological process (GO): transmembrane transport; carbohydrate transport
Cellular component (GO): membrane
Molecular function (GO): carbohydrate:proton symporter activity
Source: RefSeq, a predicted model, not a curated record